Molecule: messenger RNA, 1033 nt
Organism: Aspergillus aculeatinus CBS 121060
Lineage: Eukaryota; Fungi; Ascomycota; Eurotiomycetes; Eurotiales; Aspergillaceae
Exons: 2
Coding region: 1-705 (234 amino acids)
Source: RefSeq, a predicted model, not a curated record
AUGCCAUUCUGGUCUCGGAAGGGGUCAAAGACCAAAGCAGCGGACAGGUCCAAGCCAGUGGACAAGCCCGAGUCCGUGUCCAGGGAGGAAGAAUGCAGGGAAAAGUACAACUACGCGAGGAACCGGUGUCGUCGACUGGUUCCCACUGACACCGCUUAUAAAACCUCACUGGGCAUCCUCAUCCUCCAGCACCUACAUCGUCUGCAGUUGCUCGGGUCUCUCGCCUCAGAAAGGCUCCGCCGGCACGGGGAAACUCUCACCAAAGUGAACGACAGCACGCCGCCACCACCGGCUUACAGUAAGCCGGCGGUGCAGGAACAUCCUCACCUGAAAGCAGAAGUGAUCGAGCUUCGCAGAGACUACUGGAAGCAUCAACUUCGGUUGCAGGACGAGUACCGACAGCGUCCACAUCCGACAAGUCCACGCAUGGAACUGUUUCUGGUCGGCCAUGAAUAUAAGAAUCAGUAUGGCCAGCCGUACGAAUUCGUGGACUCGCAACAGGAAUGUGCCAAUGCAGGGGGCUGCUGCGCACGGUCGUGCGGGUGUUGUCAGAGGGGGCUUUAUGCCAUAGAAGCCAAGAAGGAUCGAACGAGCCCCGUCUACGGCCACUGCACUCUGGAGUGCGCUUGCUGUAUCCAGUUUCGCGAGUGUUAUGUGCCUGAUGAGCGUCUGUCGCCUCCGAAGACCAAGCCUCUGCUCAGAUGAAGUUGUCUUGUGUAUAGGGCUCUGUAUCGGGUGCUCUAUCAGGAUCGCCUUGGUCUUUAUAAUCUGAGGGAUAUAGAUGGCGCCACCACGGUCUGCCUAUCCACAGGCUCUACCCGAGAAAUCGCUAAUCCCUCGCUUUGCCCCUACUGCUUUAUACGUCGUUUGUACUGGCUUUCUUCUUUCUUCUCUCUUCUCUUGGAAUCCUCCCAUCUCCAUUUAAUCUCUCUUCAGCCUGUUAUCAACCAUUCUUGAACUUUCUGCGACCCCUCCUUCAAUUAUCUUCCACCUCCAUGAUACCGCUCGCCAUCUUCUGGCUUACAAUAAAUCC